Messenger RNA from Drosophila serrata, 2727 nucleotides. It is a transcript of the gene Stt3A, whose product is annotated as catalytic subunit 3A of the oligosaccharyltransferase complex. Gene Ontology annotation, cellular component: membrane. Gene Ontology annotation, molecular function: dolichyl-diphosphooligosaccharide-protein glycotransferase activity. NCBI's taxonomy places the organism in Eukaryota, Metazoa, Arthropoda, Insecta, Diptera, Drosophilidae. Gene Ontology annotation, biological process: post-translational protein modification. The record is from RefSeq and is a predicted model, not a curated record.
UACCGAUAAAGUCUUCUCUGCCACGGCUUGCAAAUUCUGUCGCGCAUUAUUUUUACCAAUUUUUUUUUCGAAUAAUAGCAACAAUAAACCUAGUGCAGUGAUAUAUAAAUCGAAAUAGGCUUACGGAGCACCUAUAAAACCAGAGACCGGUUAAUUUGGUGACCUUGAAUUGGAAUAAACAACGCCGGAAACGCCGGCAGGCGAGAGAGAAAAAAAGACAUGACGGUUGACGUGGGCGGCGUCGCCAGAGGCUUUCUCACAUGGGAGAAGCAGGAGCAUCUAGUUAAACUGGCCAUACUCAUUUUGGCGGCCGUUCUGUCAUUCGCCACGCGCCUUUUUUCUGUCCUGCGAUUCGAAAGUGUUAUCCAUGAGUUCGAUCCGUACUUUAACUACCGCACCACUCGGUUCCUGGCCGAGCAGGGCUUCUACAAGUUCCACAAUUGGUUCGAUGACCGCGCGUGGUAUCCCCUGGGCCGCAUCAUUGGCGGCACCAUUUAUCCCGGAUUGAUGGUAACCUCGGCGGCGCUCUACCGCCUCAUGUGGCUGCUAAAUGUGACUAUUGAUAUACGGAAUGUGUGCGUCUUCCUGGCGCCGUUCUUUUCGUCGCUUACCACAUUGGUUACCUAUGCUCUUACCAAGGAGAUUCAUAGCACUGGCGCUGGACUGGUGGCUGCGGCUCUCAUCUCCAUAGUUCCUGGUUAUAUAUCCCGUUCGGUGGCUGGAUCGUAUGACAAUGAGGGAAUUGCCAUCUUUUGCAUGCUCUUCACCUACUAUCUGUGGAUCAAGGCCGUCAAGACGGGCACCAUCUUUUGGUCAGCCAUGGCGGCAUUGGCUUACUUCUAUAUGGUCUCCUCAUGGGGUGGCUAUGUGUUCCUAAUCAACCUCAUACCCUUGCACGUGGUGGCUCUGAUGAUAACUGGCAGAUUCUCGCAUAGGAUUUAUAUUGCCUAUAGCACGCUGUAUUGUGUGGGCACAAUCCUGUCCAUGCAGAUCUCUUUUGUGGGAUUCCAGCCCAUCCAAAGCUCGGAGCAUAUGCUGGCUUUGGGUGUCUUUGGUCUUUGCCAGAUUCACGCCUUUGUGGACUAUCUGCGCUCUCGCAUACCCAAAGAGCACUUUGAUCUGCUCUUCAAGACCUUGAUGUCCAGUCUGCUGACUGUGGUGCUUGUUGUCGGCACUCUGCUGACCAUAACCGGCAAGGUAUCCCCUUGGACGGGACGAUUUUAUUCACUGCUGGAUCCUUCUUAUGCCAAGAAUCAUAUUCCAAUUAUUGCCUCUGUGUCGGAACAUCAGCCCACAUCGUGGUCAUCAUUUUACUUUGAUCUUCAGAUCUUGGUAUUUCUCUUUCCCGCUGGCCUCUACUUUUGCUUCUCCAAGCUAACCGAUUCGAAUAUAUUCAUUAUAUUGUAUGGCGUCACAAGUAUUUACUUCGCUGGCGUUAUGGUGCGUCUCAUGCUGGUUCUUGCUCCCGUGAUGUGCGUUUUAUCUGGAAUUGCCGUAUCACAUCUGCUGGCCAAAUAUAUCAAGAGUGUGGAUGCCGGCAGUUCGUCGUCCAAGCAUGGCGGAGUGGAGAGCAAGCGGCAGCACAAGAAGAUGGAGCAGCAGACGGGCGGUGUGAAGAGCGAGGUGGCCAUUGGUUUUGUGGGCAUUAUAACGCUGAUGCUUAUAGUUUAUACCCUGCACUGCACGUGGGUCACCUCGGAGGCUUACUCCUCGCCCAGCAUUGUGCUGAGCGCACGAUCGCAUGACGGCGGUCGGAUUAUCUUUGAUGAUUUCCGUGAGGCCUACUACUGGCUGCAGAUGAAUACACCGGAAGACGCUCGCAUCAUGUCUUGGUGGGAUUAUGGCUAUCAAAUAACAGCCAUGGCCAAUCGUACCAUAUUGGUGGAUAAUAAUACUUGGAAUAAUACGCACAUUUCGCGUGUGGGCCAAGCCAUGGCCUCGUCGGAGGAGAAGGCCUAUGAGAUAAUGCGUGAACUGGAUGUGGAUUAUGUCUUGGUUAUCUUUGGCGGUUUGACUGGCUACUCAUCCGAUGAUAUUAACAAGUUCCUGUGGAUGGUACGCAUUGGUGGGAGCACAGAUCGUGGCGCACACAUACGUGAAAAGGAUUACUAUGCUGCGAAUGGAGAGUUCCGUGUGGACAAGGAGGGUUCGCCAACGCUCCUCAAUUGUCUGAUGUACAAGAUGUGCUAUUAUCGCUUUGGCCAGAUGUACACGGAGGGUGGCAAGGCCCAGGGCUAUGAUCGGGUGCGUGCAGCGGAAAUUGGCAAUAAGGACUUUGAGCUUGAUGUGCUGGAGGAGGCCUAUACCACGGAGCAUUGGCUGGUGCGCAUCUACAAGGUCAAGGAUCUGCCAAAUCGAGGAGUCUGAAGAGGAAUCAAGGAGUCGCAACAAACAUUCCAGUGUGGCGCCAUCUCUUUGAGAGCUGGAAGGAGAACAUCAACGAUUUUUUUCGAUGUCACAUCGAUCUUCUAUCUCUCUCCAUUCUAUGUUUGUACAUUAUAGUCCUAUGUCUCUCUCCAUCUCGCUCUGUAUCUCUAUUUAUAUCGAAUCAUUUGGCAAUCUCUCUUGCUCCCUGAGUAUUAAUUGUUGCUACUUGUUGCACGCCUUUCGUUUUUUGUACCCUUUUUUUUUACUUUAAAAUAUUUCUCAUCUGAAACAAGAACACAACACAUGUAAGCAAAUCGAACGAAAAAUAUAUAUAGAUAUGAUAAAAGUGAUCAAUUUAAA